Messenger RNA from Triticum urartu, 1378 nucleotides. RefSeq names its product pfkB-like carbohydrate kinase family protein. Gene Ontology annotation, molecular function: ribokinase activity. Lineage: Eukaryota; Viridiplantae; Streptophyta; Magnoliopsida; Poales; Poaceae. Gene Ontology annotation, biological process: D-ribose metabolic process. The record is from RefSeq and is a predicted model, not a curated record.
GAAACAACUCCUCUCUAGACACUGCUGUUGACUCCGCCGUUUUCUCAACCCACAUGGCUCUCGAAGCGCGCCUCCGCCUCCCGCUCGCCGGGCCAACUCCGGCCACCGCUUUCCUCUCAGGAUCCAACCCCAAACCCAGUCACAUAUCCUUCUCCCUCAAACCCGCCUCCACUUCUCUCUCCGCCGCCAAUGCGCCGCCGCCCAUCGUCGUCGUGGGCUCCGCCAACGCGGACAUCUACGUCGAGGUCGACCGUCUCCCUCUUGUCGGCGAGACGGUUGCCGCGAGUGCCGGUCACAGCCUCGCCGGCGGGAAGGGCGCCAAUCAAGCUGCCUGCGGGGGGCGGCUUGCGCUGGGGCCCACCUACCUCGUGGCGCGCGUGGGGGACGACGCCAACGGGCGCCUCCUCGAGGGGGCACUCGCGGACGCCGGCGGCGUCCGCCUCGACCGCGUCGCUCGCGCCCCCGGCGCGCCCUCGGGGCACGCUGUUGUCAUGCUCAUGCCCGACGGGCAGAACUCCAUCAUCAUCGUUGGCGGCGCCAACAUGGAGGGCUGGGCACCGGAGGUCGACCAGGAGGACCUGGACCUGAUCCGGCAGGCCGGCGUGCUACUGCUGCAACGGGAGAUACCCGAUUGGGUCAACAUUCAGGUCGCUCAGGCGGCAAAAGGUGCAGGUGUGCCUGUUAUUUUAGAUGCAGGUGGGAUGGAUGCUCCUGUCCCCAGAGAACUACUCGAACUGGUGGACAUUUUUAGUCCAAAUGAAACAGAGCUAGCACGUUUGACUGGGAUGCCUACCGAGACUUUUGAACAAAUCAGCCAGGCUGCAGGAGCAUGCCAUAAAAUGGGUGUGAAAGAAGUUUUGGUUAAACUUGGGUCACAAGGAUCUGCUCUGUUUGUGGAGGGAGAGGAGCCAAUUAGGCAGGCGAUAAUACCCGCCACAGAAGUAGUAGACACCACCGGCGCUGGUGACACCUUCACCUCAGCUUUUGCUGUAGCUCUGGUGGAGGGGAAGCCCAAGAAAGAGUGCAUGCGAUUUGCUGCUGCCGCUGCCUCACUGUGUGUUGGAGUGAAGGGAGCCAUUCCCAGCAUGCCUGACAGGGAAACCGUGAUGAGCCUUCUAGAAUCUGUGCAAGCUGAAUAACCGGAGAAACGGUGACUUUACCCUAUUCAUCAGCAAUAAUGAUCGGCUAAACAUCCGACGGAGCUCCCCCGGAACCCUCGUGUGCUGCCCCCGGCCCAGUAACGUGCUAGUUAGUGGUGGUCUCUAAAUGGAAACGCAUUUUCCGGGGCCUAUGCCGAGCAAAUCCCGCACCCUCGAAAUAAAAAAGGACACCUGAAUGGUUUCACUUCAGAGAGAUAGAAUGAGCAGUUUCAGGUUUG